Molecule: messenger RNA, 3098 nt
Organism: Solea solea (common sole)
Lineage: Eukaryota; Metazoa; Chordata; Actinopteri; Pleuronectiformes; Soleidae
Gene: ankrd13d
Product: ankyrin repeat domain 13 family, member D
Exons: 16
Coding region: 729-2618 (629 amino acids)
Cellular component (GO): cytoplasm
Molecular function (GO): protein binding
Source: RefSeq, a predicted model, not a curated record
ACCCGGGACAGAUGUGGUUUGGUUUCAUGGACCAGGUAAUCCACGCAGGUCUCGCUGUGCUGUAGCAUCACAUGCAUUUACCAGCAUCGUGGACGCCCACUACACGAGUGACCUGGAUGUGAAAGUGGGUGAAUGCUUUUGUUUUGACAGACCAUGACGAGGCUGCCAUAUAAACAGGGAAUGGGUGCCGCCGCAGCAGCACUACACAGUUAGCUCACUCACUCCAUCUAGCUGUUCGCCAUUUCCCUUUCUGUCUUUUUUUCCCCUUUUUCCCUCACGAACACAUGCAUUGUAUAGACGUGAGUGACUCGGAGGUUCAUUUUAGAGCCACUGAAACCGCUGUCUUACUUCGGGCAGAAUGGAGAACAGACGCGGAGAGAAGCAGGAAACAAUGUUGUUGUUAGCCAGUUAGCUAAUGUUACCCCUGCUAGCUGUUGGCUAACCGUAACUACAUCAAAUUAGUGGGCUGAGUUAGCUCUCCUAACUCAGCCCACUAAUUUAAAUAGACACAGCUUCGUGCUUUAUUUGCUAUCUUCUCUUUAUGUGUAAUGUAUUUACUUAGCGGCAGGUUUUCCCACUGACACUCAAUAGGUGUUCCUAUAAACGAACGAACUAACUAGCUAAGCUAACAGGCAGCUGUGUGGAUCAGCGCUGUCAGGCGGUUUCACGAGAAUCUGUUCUCGGAUUUAGCAAAAAUUCAGUUGAACUAUUGUUUGUCAGCGACAGCCAUGGCAAACGAAGCCUUCCCCUUGCAUCUUUUGGUCUGGAACAAUCAGUAUCUGGAGCUCGAUAGAGAACUGCAAAAGAAAGAGCAGGAUGCGGCUCGCCUGGAUCCGAGGGGGCGCACCCCGCUGGAGUUAGCCGUGUGCCUGGGCCACCUGGAGUCAGCCCGUGUGCUGCUCAGACACGCUGCAGACCCGACACACUGUAACGCACAGGGGUGGACCAUCUUGCAGGAGGCUGUGAGCACUGGGGAUCCUGAGCUUGUUCAGCUGGUGCUUCAAUACAGAGACUUCAAGCGUGCCACUGAGAGACUGGCAGGAAUCCCAGAGCUGCUCAACAAACUAAGACAGGCUCGGGACUUCUAUGUGGAGAUGAAGUGGGAGUUCACUAGUUGGGUGCCCUUGGUGUCAAAGGUGUGUCCCAGUGAUGUCUACCGGGUGUGGAAGAGCGGAUCAUGCCUCCGCGUGGACACCACGCUCCUUGGUUUCGAACACAUGACGUGGCUCAAAGGGCGACGCAGCUACAUCUUCAAGGGUGGAGAUGACGGGGCGGUGGUGAUGGAGGUGGACCACGAGAAGCAGGUUGUGUACACAGAGCCACUUGUGUUAUCUCCUCGUGACGCGCCCUCCCUCCUGGCAGCCAUGCAGCCGUCACAGGAGAACACAGCACAGAGACUGACGUCGCCCAUUGUCUCCACGCACCUUAACACACGCAACAUUGCCUUUGAACGAAACAAGUCCGGUAUCUGGGGCUGGCGUUCUGAGAAGAGCGAGGUGGUCAGUGGAUAUGAAGCCAAGGUUUACAGUGCAACCAACGUGGAGCUGGUGACUCGUUCGAGGACAGAGCAUCUCUCCGACCAGGACAAGUCAAGAAGCAAAGGCUCAAAGACGCCUCUACAGUCCUUCUUGGGGAUUGCCGAGCAGCACACAGCUCACAACGGGAGUAACGUGUCCCAGUGUGCCAGUCCGCACAACCCCACAGCUAUCACAGCUGAGGAAUACUUCAACCCAGAGUUUAACCUGAAUAGCCGAGACAUUGGACGUCCCGUCGAGCUCACCAGCAAAGUCCAGAGGUUUAAAGCGACCCUGUGGCUGAGUGAGAGUCACCCUCUGUCCCUGGCUGAGCAGGUGACGCCCAUCAUCGACCUCAUGGCCAUCUCCAACGCCCACUUCGCCAAGUUGCGUGACUUCAUAACCCUUCGCCUGCCGCCGGGCUUUCCUGUCAAGAUAGAGAUUCCCCUGUUUCACGUGUUGAAUGCCAGAGUGACAUUCAGUAACCUGUGUGGCUGUGAUGAGCCGGUCAGCUCGGUGACGGUGCACAAUCCAGAGAGCUCCGGAGAAGCUGGUCAGUCUCCACCUCCCUUCCACUGUGAGGUGGACCCCUCAGUGUUUGAGCCUCCCCCCGACUACACCACCCUUGGUCCGGGCCGCAGUGAGCCUAUGAGGGACGAGGACGACAACCUGCUGCAGUUCGCCAUCCAACAGAGUCUGCUGGAUGCCGGCACUGAGAGUGACCAGGUGACUAUCUGGGAGGCUUUGACUAACACCCGCCCAGUGCCACAGUCUCCACUGUACGAGGAAGACUCCCAGCUGGAGAGAGCGAUCCAGGAGUCUCUGUCCAUCUCACUGGUCAGCAGAGAGGGAGAAGACAUGGCUGACCCCAACCUGCCCUCCUCUGUCUCACCUUUGGAGCCCACCGCCAAUUCCCCACUCUCCUUCAGCACGGUAACCAAUCCGCAGUUGUCUGGAGACUUUGGCAUGGGGACGAGCUUCGACGAGCAGCUGCGCAUCGCCAUGGAGCUGUCGUGCAGGGAGCAGGAGGAGCUGGACAGGAAGCAGAAGAAGGAAGAGGAGGAGUUGGAGCGGAUCCUCCAGCUGUCGCUCACUGAGAAGUAACGUCACAACAACAACAACAACCGCCGCAGCAGUGGAGGCUGGUUGUUGUGAUCGAGGAGCGAUCCUCUUAAUUUAUUCAGUUUCUUGUUUUAUUUUUUUAAAAUCCUGAGAUGUUAAGUUAUUGCAGAUAUUUUUAUUUUGUCCUCUCACACAGGAAAGGCUGCUACACGAGAGAUGUACAAGGUUGAGAAUAUAAGAAAUUAACGAGUGAGAGGGAUUUUAACAAAAAGAAGAGGCACUGUACUCUUGAAACGAAAGGGAGUCUUUGUUUUUCCUUUUUUAUUGAAGAUUUUUCACAGUCUUGCUGUCUUUACCGAGUGAUGAAUGAUCCUUAAACUUUUAAACCUAUAACAUGAUCCAUGAAAACACAAUCUCAAUGGAAAACAAAAAAACUAUAAAAGAAUAAUUAUAAUAUUUAAAAUGUUUAUGUUGGAUUACUCCUGUGUGUGGAAAAAAAUAAAGAAUAAUGAGUAUCCUGAA